AUGAUAAAUGACAAUUUUCAGGACGUAAAAAAACUGUUCGGUAAUAAGGCACUCAAAGAGAAACCAGAUAAAGAUCUUUGGGUGAAUAUGUUCAGCAGAGCUAACUUCAGGCAACUGAGACAUGUGUUUAGUGAAUACACCAGUCAUACUGGAGAAACCAUUUCCGAUGGCAUUAAGAGAGUGUUUAGUGGUGAUGCCGAGACGGCCUAUUUGGCGUUAGUGGAGUUCAUUGAAAACAAAGAACGUUAUUUCGCAAAGCAACUCUAUGCAGCAAUGGAGGGACUUGGCACUCGCGACAAGGAUUUGAUUCGCGUGAUUAUUUCACGGUCAGAAAUCGAUUUGGCUGCAAUUCAUGAGGAGUUCGAUAAGAUGUACAAAAAGCCGUUGAUUGACUGGCUGAAGUCUGAGUGCUCAGGUGCAUAUCGCGAUGCACUUAUCAGCAUUGUUAAUGGCAAUUAA
This is a messenger RNA of Anisakis simplex (herring worm), 459 nucleotides long. The record is from the annotation of a GenBank genome assembly. Lineage: Eukaryota; Metazoa; Nematoda; Chromadorea; Rhabditida; Anisakidae.